Messenger RNA from Notothenia coriiceps (black rockcod), 1031 nucleotides. RefSeq lists its product as uncharacterized. Bases 1 to 831 code for a protein of 276 amino acids. The transcript is spliced from 2 exons. The record is from RefSeq and is a predicted model, not a curated record. Lineage: Eukaryota; Metazoa; Chordata; Actinopteri; Perciformes; Nototheniidae.
AUGAGUGGCCCCGCUGAAGCUGCGCUCCAGGCAGCUGUGCUCGGCCUGGGUUUGGACAUCAGUGGACGCUGGAAUCAGAAAGCCACGAAGCAGAGCCGAGCUUUGGUCCAGACCUACCUACUUCCCAGCUUUGUGCACCCUCCACCCACAGCAAGAGGAGGCUGGGGGGCCAGGACCCCUCUCCGUCUGCCUUCACUUACUGCCCAGGGGCCCCGCAGGCCAAGCAUAGCUCGUCUUAGCCUCAGUGAGCCAUCCCUCCUCACCCCACAUGAAAACGCCCUACUCGAGGGAUUCUCAAACAAUCGUCGCCCCAGUGUUUUAAAAAAGGGCUCUGCACCUCCUACUCCGUUUUCCAAGUCAUCAGUCCUGCUCCCCUGCAAGACCUGCCUCACAUCUGAGACCAGCAAGCAGCAGAACCACCGGCAGGUCCAAAACUGCAGCAGACCGGCCUAUUUCCACUUCUCACAUGCCAUCCAGCCCGGCUCCAAGCCAAGACCAGUGAGGCGCCAUUACCACAACCCAACCCUGAGCGCAGAGAUGGAACUGCAGGGUGACCUCAGACCUUUAGUGAUGCAGUAUCGCAACUCAUCUCCUCAGGGAGAGCCUUUGUAUGUCGUUGGGAAGCCUUGUCUCCUGAGCAGCAGUGAACGCCCGGCUCCUUCUGCUGCUGCCGGUCCGGCCCGCACUCAGCUUCAUGUGUUCCUGCCCACAGAGGCUGAAGGAGAGGAGGUGGACAGUGAAUCUGUGGAUGAAGGCUUCAUGGAUGAGUUGGACAGUAAGAUAACUUUUCUCAAGCUCCAACAGGGAGUAGCAAAGACUCUCACUUACUAAGGGUUCUUCCAAUAUUAUCGGUCUACAUUUAAUUAUAAAGGUUUGAAAGGUGUUCCCUUUCAACUCCGAUCUUAAGUAACGAUCAGAACGCAGGAGUCAAUUGCUCUUCAUUCUGUUUAAAUCGCUUAAAGGUAGGGUAGGUAAGAAUGGAGAAACCAGCUUGAGUGCGCUAGAAUCUGAAAGUACACAACCGAAAACAA